AUGGUCCGGCACUACAACUUCGGCAUUGAGAUCGAGGCCGUGGCCAAGCCGUACGGCAGCGGCGAGAGCUUCUCCAACGUCGACUGGUACCGGCAGCUGGCGCAGAAGCUGCAGAACCGCGGCGUGCCCGCCGUCCACGACGACUGCCUGCGCUACAGCAAGCACCCGGAGUACUACGGCGGCAAGUGGUUCGUCACGCGCGACGGCUCGCUCAAGCGGCCGGCGCCCUUCGUGUGCAUGGAGGUGGUCUCGCCGCGCCUCGACACCAAGCAGCCCGUCAGCCGCACCGUCUCCGACUUCUGGGAGGCCAUGCGCGUCCACUUCAACCCGCAGCGCGACCUCUCGUGCGGCGGCCACGUCCACGUCACCCCCGUCAGCCGCCGCAACAAGUUCUCGCUGCGCUCCCUCAAGGCCAUUGCCUUUGCCACCGUCGUCUACGAGGACUUUGUCUCGGCCGUCCUGUCGCCGCCGCGCCGCGAGAACCAGUACUGCAAGUUCAACAGCCUGAGCCCGGACUCGGGCCUGCGCGAGGCCCUGGCCUGGGGCAAGUCCACCGCCUCCCUGCGCCAGGUCGCCGCCGACAUCCGCUCGCGCCCCAACGAGAUGGAGCUCUACUUCUACAUGCAGGGCAACCGCUACGUCCUGUGGAACUUCCAAAACAUCUUUCCCAACCCCAAGACGGGCCGCUGCACGGGCACCGUCGAGUUCCGCGGCGGGAACCAGUUCCUCAACACCAGGGGCACCCUGGCCUGGGUCGCCUUUGUCCUGGGCUUCAUCACGCUGGCUCUGAAAGAGGACCUGGUUGAGACCUUCAAGGCCUACGUCUCCCCGGCAGAGCCAAACUUCCCGCACCGCUUGGCCGAGUGGUGGGUUCGCAUUCGGCGCGCAGCCAAGAAGUCCAAGAUGAGCCGUCAUCUGCCAGAGGAGUACUCCAAAAUGAAGACGCGGUAA
Molecule: messenger RNA, 951 nt
Organism: Hirsutella rhossiliensis
Lineage: Eukaryota; Fungi; Ascomycota; Sordariomycetes; Hypocreales; Ophiocordycipitaceae
Product: putative amidoligase enzyme domain-containing protein
Exons: 2
Coding region: 1-951 (316 amino acids)
Source: RefSeq, a predicted model, not a curated record